Schistocerca gregaria is the source of this 303-nucleotide messenger RNA. RefSeq lists its product as uncharacterized. The transcript has 4 exons. The record is from RefSeq and is a predicted model, not a curated record. NCBI's taxonomy places the organism in Eukaryota, Metazoa, Arthropoda, Insecta, Orthoptera, Acrididae.
AUGCGACCUCUGGGCGGAUGUGGCCGAAUUAAGAAAAGCUUGUUAGCCACUUACAGGAAAGUCCGCCAGAAGAAAAAUGAGUCUGAGAAGUCUGGUGCUGAGGAAGUGAGAGCUCCAAAUUGGUUCGCUUUCAAAGCGUUUGAAUUUCUACACCGCAAAUAUCAGCUGCGGAAGACAAUCGACACAGAGAAAAAACCGAGAAAAAGGGCCGAAGAUCCUCGUAUAGGAGAGGCUUAUAAUGCACUACAGACUACUUGAUCUAAAACUAGACGAGUUUGACGCCUGCGGAGAGUUUAUCCUUAG